UACAGCUCCCAUUGGUCAAUUUCUUGCUCUGACUUCAUAAGGCACCACUGUUAUGGAAGUCCUAUUAUGCCACAGUCCCUGGCUGGGCUGUGAUUGGUCCGUUUCUCGCUCUGACUUCAUAAGGCACCACUAUGUGAGGUGAGCCCCCAAAAACUAUAUAUAGGUGCUGCGGGGGCCUGGAUUUUUGUCCGCCUUACCCAGAGAGCACUCUUUUGUGAUCUGUGUAACUAGGACCCAUCUAACCAGCCUUUGCGCUCGUUGGUGUUGCUUGUGCUUUUUCUUGGUUGUUUGUUUCUGGGUCUGUUUGGUUUUUGCUUUUUCCCAUUUUGUUUAGUUUGUUGUUUUCCUCCUCGUUGUUGUUUUGCCCAUUUGGCCUUUUUUUUGCAGUUUUCUUUAUUUGUGCUUCCCCCACUCUAGUCAGCUAGACUGCUCAGAAGUAUCAGCGUUAGAGAAUUUAGUGACUUUACCUCUUUGUUGUUUCUGCUUUAUUGAGGUAGGUUUGCGGCUUCGCCUCUAGAGUAGUGAGAGUAGCUGGUGCUGUGUCUUAGUCAGCUGGGCAGUCAGGCCCCCGUGGUCCCUUUGUGUUGUAGGCAGUACAGUGAGGGUCGGUGAUUAGCUAGCGUGUGUCGAGCGAGUUAGGGAGUCGAGAGAGCGUAGUUAGGUGCCUGGCAGCAUGGAAGACCCCUUGGACUUCCAUCCUCCUCUGGACGGGUUCCGCUUCGUGGACGUGAUCGGCCGGGGCGGCUUCGGCCUGGUGAAGCUGGCCCGGCACCUGGCGUCGGGCAAGUACGUGGCGGUGAAGAUCCUCCUGCGAGACGGCUCUCCCAGCUGCCCGCUGUCCGCGCAGGGGGAAGCGGACAUCCUGAGGAGCCUGCGGCACGACAACAUCGUGCGGCUGCUGGAGGAGCGGCACGCGGGGAAGCACCUGUUCCUGGUCAUGGAGCUGGCGACCAAGGGCUCGCUCCAGAGCUACGUGUUUGAGCAGGGCGGCCUGGCCGAGGCCGAGGCCAGGACCCUGUUCGGCCAGGCGCUGGCUGCCGUGAGCUACUGCCAUGGCCAGCGCGUGGCGCACCGGGACCUCAAGCUGGGCAACCUGCUGCUGGACGAGCACAUGACCGUCAAGCUGGCGGACUUCGGGCUGAGCCUGCGGCUGGAGCAGGGCACGCUGGUAAGGGGCUUCUGGGGGACCCCCGAGUACUGCGCACCAGAGGUUUUCCUCGGGGAGGACUACGACGCAUUGAAGGCCGACGUGUGGAGUCUGGGGGUGGUGCUAUUUGCCAUGCUGGCGGCCGCGCUGCCGUUCCACGGCAAGGACACGGACAAGCUGCGGGACAGGGUGCUGUGCGGCUGGUAUGCGUUGCCGCGUGCUGUCAGCCCGGCCCUGCAGGAUCUGCUGUCGUGGCUGCUCACCGUCAAUGCCUCGAGGAGGCCCAGUGCGGAGGACGCCAGGACCCACUGGUGGUUCAGCCCCAGCCGAGAAGCCGCUGAGGAGGACGAGGAGGACGAGGAGGACGAGGAGGACGAGGAGGGCGCGGUCACCCUGCUGCAGCCCCUGGGUGUUCCCCGGGACCCAGAGGCCAGCGAGUACCUGGAGGGCCUCGGCCUGCUUCCAGGCACAGGGACCGAGGGGUCACCAGGCCCUCGGCCCCACGGCCCCGCGUCCCUGCCCAAGUCCUCGCAGAGCGGCGAGCACCACCCCAUAGAGGACGACGGCUUGUGUGUGAAAUCAGUGUCCUGUGACAGCAUGGCCGUGGACGUGUCCUCCACACAAAGUGACUCCUCCAAGGCCUCCAGCCAGCCACAGCAGCAGUGGAGCCCUGCUCCCAGCACCACCCCCGAGCCAGCCUCCAAGGCGUCAUCCUCCAGCCCCAGUGCCAGGAGCCCUGCUCCCAGUGCCGCCCCUGACUCCUCCAAGGCCUCCAGCCAGCCACAGCAGCAGUGGAGCCCUGCUCCCAGCGCCGCCCCAGAGCCAGCCUCCAAGGCGUCGUCCUCCAGCCCCAGUGCCGGGAGCCCUGCUCCCAGCGCAGCCCCCGACUCCUCUGAGGUCUCCAGCCAGCCACAGCAGCAGUGGAGCCCUGCUCCCAGUGCCGCCCCCGAGCCAGCCUCCAAGGCGUCGUCCUCCAGCCCCAGUGCCAGGAGCCGUGGGGACCUUGCAGAGCCAGAAGCCACUACAGCAGCCCGUGAGCCUAAUGGGACUGGGCCCACAGCCACUGCAGCCACCGCUGACACCACAGCCAGCGCCCAGGGCAAGAGGCAGGGCCGGCGCGGGGUGGGCAGGAGGAUCCUCCGCUUCCUGCUGAGGGCGUGCUGCAUCCUGCCAUCCCGAGGGAGCAGCUCUGGCAGCUGCUGCUGCAGAGUGGCCCCCAAGUAGCCUCGCUCCGCCCCCGUCACCAGGAGCAAUCUGCAGGCCCAGCUGAUGGAACGCUUUUCUUUCCUUGAGCAUUUGCAAAUGCUUCUCAUGAAUAAAAUCCACCUUUGUAC
Oryctolagus cuniculus (rabbit) is the source of this 2481-nucleotide messenger RNA. Lineage: Eukaryota; Metazoa; Chordata; Mammalia; Lagomorpha; Leporidae. The record is from RefSeq and is a predicted model, not a curated record.